AUGCUUGGUAUUGACGCAGAAUGUCUCCAGGAACGAAUGCAGAGACAACAAAUGCAAACGGAUGCAAUUAACGAUUACGUUGAAGGCUUCAGUGAAGAUCUUUUACGGCAGGAUAGUUGGGAAAAAUUUAAUGCAGCUGAAGUGGCUGAAACAUCAUUACAGAUGCCAAUGAAUGCUGAUGCUGAUGACGGAGAAACGCAACGUUUUCGAACAUUUCUAUCCAUUGCAACGAAUUUUUCUUCGUUACCGUUAGCGGCUAAACUAAAUAAAGUUCCCGAAUUGGUCGAAAGCAUAAAAACACUCUUGGAAAGUAUGAUAAAAGAAGUUCAACAGUACAGUGAUAUAGCUAAUGAACUUCGUGAUCUGAUUCAUUGUUUUAUCCGAAUGGUUAUGCAAGUCAAACAUAAUGUAAACAUGAUACUUCCUUUGCUCUCAGCUGCGAGAAAGCAACUGUCUGUUGUUGAAGACGUAAUGAACACUGAUCCGAGUCAAAUACUAAACGAAACGGAUAAAAACGAUAUUAAACUUGCACUAGAUCGAAUGUCGAACGGAAUUGAGAACCUACUCGAAUUAGCUAAAUCAUCCAAAGCUGAAAGUCAAAAAUUGGACGAACGAAUACACACAAUGACCAAUUCAGUUCAAUCGAGGAAAUUCGUUGUCCAAGGACGACUAGAUAUAGCUGAAUUCUGUUUCAAAAAUGCUAAACCAGCAGGUGCUGUCUCAGGAGCACUUGCAGCUGGAGGUUUGCUUGUAUCGGAAGCAAGGCGUGGUUUUGGGGCGUUAAUAGUGGCCGGAACAGCUUCUCCUCCAGUAGCUGCGAUCAUUAGUGCAUCUGCAUUAGGUGGAAUUGGGGCUGCCACUGUUGUAACUCUAGUGAAAACAUUAUGGGCUAGACAUCAGCACAAUGCAUUGAUGUACUUGGGAAAGAUAUUCGAAAGUCUCGUUCAGCUCAACGCAGCGAAUACGUAUUUUAUCGGUUAUAUGACAGAUGCCGAAGAAAAAGCUAUUGCCGUGUCUCAGCAUCUGCAAGAUAUUCAGUUGUGUCUGGAGAGUGAACGACAACGUCGAAUCAAUCGAGAUGUUUGCACUCGAGCGAUUGAAUCCACCACGACGAUGAUCAACAGUCUUAAAGAAAUAUCCACUAUUGAUAUAUCAGAAUGGACUGGCACGACAAAUGUCAUAAGUCUCUCAGCCGCCAAUGAGACACAACUGUCUAUUACAAACUAA
Molecule: messenger RNA, 1227 nt
Organism: Adineta steineri
Lineage: Eukaryota; Metazoa; Rotifera; Eurotatoria; Adinetida; Adinetidae
Source: the annotation of a GenBank genome assembly